Molecule: messenger RNA, 3087 nt
Organism: Ictalurus furcatus (blue catfish)
Lineage: Eukaryota; Metazoa; Chordata; Actinopteri; Siluriformes; Ictaluridae
Gene: pibf1
Product: progesterone immunomodulatory binding factor 1
Exons: 18
Coding region: 273-2540 (755 amino acids)
Biological process (GO): cilium assembly
Cellular component (GO): centriolar satellite
Source: RefSeq, a predicted model, not a curated record
UUUCACACAGAUAGCGUGCCGGGAAAGUUAUUUAUAUAUAAGUGUAUGUGCAGUGUUUUAAUGGCAGUGUCAGCAGGCUGCUAGGUUAGUUAGCAUAACUGCAGUUAUUGAAGACUUUGCUAGCGUCCGUUUUGACCGGAAGUGAGGUUGAGCGAGAGAAUAAUAUCAGCUUUAACUUCCGGAAUAUUUAGCUAAAUGCUGUAGUGUAGUGUCAAACAGCCAUAAGAUUACACUUGAAGAAAUACAACACUGUUUAUGUAGCCAGCUGGAACAUGGCCCAUAAAAAGCAGAAGGAGAGUCAGCGGGUGAACAUCUCCAGCUCACUGGAGUCGGAGGAGAUCAGUCUGGAGACCACGGUGCCCACGGAGGACAUCUCCUCCUCGGAUGAGAAAAGCAGCACUCACAAGGUCACCAAGCAGGUGCUGGAGAGGAAGGAGCUCCUGCACAACAUCCAGAUGCUGAAGAUCGAGCUGUCGCAGAAAAACCUCAUCAUCGACAACCUCAAGAUGGAACACCUGACCAAAAUGGAGGACCUGGAGGAGCAGCUGAAUGACGCACUGCAUCAGAAGCAGAUCCUCGCCCUUCGCCUGGACAGCCAGCUCAAAGUGCAGCAGGAUGAGAACAGGAAGCAGCAAGCUCUGAUGAAACAGGAGAUGGACGCCAUUUUGUUGCGGCAGAAGCAGCUGGAGGACACCAACAGGCAGCUGUGCGAGCGGGCCGGCGACAUCCGGCGCAGCCUGAGAGACCUCGAGCUGAACGAGGAGAAGUAUCGGGAACUGCGAGAUCUUCCCGAAGACAAGCUCUCCAUCCCCGAAUAUGUAGCGGUGCGCUUGUACGAGGUGGUUACGCCGUUAAGAGCUCUGGUGACCGAGCUACAGGUGAAGAAGAACAACCUGACGGACGACCUGGACAGCCAUCGCAAGCAAAUCAAAUCCCUCAUGGAGAGCUAUGAGGACGAGAGAAGAGCGCGCUCGGAGCUGGAGACCCGCUGCCAAAGACUCGCUCUGGAACUGGCCGACACCAAGCAGCUCAUCCAGGAGGGAGACUACAAACGUCAGAACUACGACAAAGUGAAGCGAGAGCGAGACGGCUACGAGACGGACGUCCGAGAGCUGAGGAAGAAGCUGGAGAUGACGGACCUGACGCAAACCGCCCUGACUAAGGAGAGGAACGAUCUCAGUAAAGAGGUGGCCACACUGCAGCAGUCUGUGACUCUGCUCCAGAAGGAUAAGGACUAUCUGAACAGGCAGAACAUGGAGCUGAAUGUGCGCUGUGCCCACGAGGAGGACCGUCUGGAGAGACUGCAGGUGCGGCUGGAGGACUGCAAGAAGGCCAGGGAGGAGGCCUAUGACAAAUACGUGGCUUCUAGGGAUCACUAUAAGACCGAGUACGAGAACAAACUGAGGGACGAGCUGGAGCACAUCCGACUGAAGACCAGCCAGGAGAUCGAGAGCCUGCAGCGCACGUCUAAAGAGCUGUACGAGAGAGAGAACAGAAACCUCCGUGAGGCUCGGGAUAACGCCGUCCUCGAGAAAGAGCGAGCCGCCGGGGCCGAGAGAGAUGCUCAGGCCAAAUACGAUCAGCUCCUAGAGCAGUUCAGGCAGCUGCAGCUGAAGUCCGAGAGCCGCGCGGCCGAGCUGCAGAACCAGACCAAGCUGAAGGCUUUCGAAGCCGAGCGCGCUCAGAUCGUGCAGGCGGAGACGGCCAGGAACCUCAGCCUGUGCCAGAUAGAGUGUGAGAAGCAGCAGAAGAAACUGGAGGUUCUAACCAAGGAGUUCUACGCGCUCCAGUCGUCAUCCGAGAAACGCAUCACGGAACUGCAAUCCCAGAAUGCCGAGCAGCAGGUGAGGUUGGAGACCUACGAGGAGCUGGAGAAGGAGCUGGAUGACGUCACCAUGCAGGCAGCAGAGAUGGAAAAUCAGGAUGACGCCGAGAGGGUGCUGUUUUCAUACGGUUAUGGAGCGAACGUGCCGACCACGGCCAAGAGGAGGCUGAAGCAGAGCGUUCAUCUGGCAAGAAGGGUUCUGCAGUUAGAGAAGCAAAAUACUCUGCUAAGGAGAGACCUGGAGAGAAGCACCGCCCACGCAGGGCAGAUCUCAGAAGAACUGCAAGCAGCCAAUCAGCUUCUUCAGCAGGCUCAGCAGCCGUACAGUUACCUCAUCGAGACGGUUCGCCAGCGGGACGCGCAGAUCCAGUCGCUCAAAGAGCGCCUCUCGCAGCUGGAUGAAGAAGUGAGUGCAAUGAAGAAAGAAAGGGCAUCUCUGCUGCAGGUGAAAAACAACAUGGCUGCCGAUCUGGAGCGGCUCCUGAGCCACAGAGAGGAGCUGUCCGCCAUGAAGCAGGUGCUGGUCAGCAUGCGCUCACGGCAGAACCGAGAGCCGGAACCGGAGCUCAGCAGCAGCAGAGAAGUGGAACGGCGGCCCAGAGAAAUCGGCAGAACCGCAGACGGGGAGCAGAACCAGCUCCGACCCAAACCUACGGUGUUUACCAAUAAAGAAGUUCCCGAGUGGCACAGAAAGCUCAAGGCCAAGUCCAAAUGACCAGCGGAGACUUGUUCUACCAGAGGAACACAACAUACAGGUUUUAUUUAUGGACACUGGAGUUCACUUUGUGUACAGUGCAUUUUGUACUUUUUUUGUAAAAAAAAAAAAAAAAAAAAUUAUAAAUCUGAUUUUAAAUGAAAAAGAAUGCAUUUUUUUCUGUUGUUGUUUUUUAUUUAUUUUUAUUGCUGUGGAAGUGGAAUCUGUUUGGAUCUGGGAUUUACAGGAGCAUUAUUUGUGGUGUGUGUGUCCGUCAUCAUGUAUCACGAGGACAUCUGAAGAUGGCUUAAGGUGGGAAGUGUCUAGAAUGUUCAGGAGAGCGCUCUUUUGUCUGUUGAGGUUCAUUGUAACAGGAGUCUCCUGCCUCUUCUUUUUAAUCAGGAAGGCGCUACACACAGUAAUGUUUAUAAAUAGCCAGAGCCUUGCAUACCGUAAGACUCGUCUGUCUCCUCUUCUCUCGGUCAGUAGUAGUAGUGAGAGGAGGCGAUCUGUUUCAAUCCUUCUCAUUCAACAUCUUUUGGGGCGGGGGAUGGGGGGGGGAAUUAUA